Molecule: messenger RNA, 2970 nt
Organism: Aedes aegypti (yellow fever mosquito)
Lineage: Eukaryota; Metazoa; Arthropoda; Insecta; Diptera; Culicidae
Exons: 8
Coding region: 618-1982 (454 amino acids)
Source: RefSeq, a predicted model, not a curated record
CUUUCCGCGAUAGCACCGUUUUUACUCGACACUCUCAAGCCGCGAUAGAACACCACCACCACUCAGACACUCACACACAUACACCUGGCUGCAGUUGUAUAUACACGGAAAUCAUACAAAUAGGACACCACACAUAGCAGCGCCACAAGGAGACUUCCAGCUCCAAAAGGGGCGAAAAGGAUAAAAAUGUUAUUUGUGCGUUCUUAACAUAAAAUCUUUUUUCCGGAUUUUCCGCUCGUAAAAAUCGGUUUGGUGUUAAUUUUUGCAAGCAUACACGCCUUGAUGGAAAUCUCGGCAUAGAGGAUUAAUGUGAUAUCUAAUAAGCCAGUGAAUGAUAGGGGAAGUGGAUUCGGAUUGACGCAUUCUGUUCCCAAAAAGAAAAUUAUUGAAACCUGAAAUGUUUGAUCAAGUUUACUGUAAUUUCGUCAAAUAGUGAAAGAUGGAUGAGUGCGAUACCAGUCUGGAUGAAGCGAUGUGUUAAUUAUGAAAGUGUGUAAAUGUGAUGUGACAUCGAAACGGAAACUAACCCCUCGCAGCAAAUCAAACCCGAACACAAAUGAACAUUAAAUGAAUCUGCAGCAUUCGCGACAUGUCCGUACAGCUGUAAGUCAUCAAAGAUGAUAGUGAGUUUUUUCCCCGACCACAUAUGGGGAGGAUGCACAGCACAGAAAAGUCACCAGCAGAAAAACCUGCUCUACCAUCGGAUCAUCUACGCCCUUAUUAGCGAUAAGUACAUCAAGAACCGCAAGCUGCGCAAAUCGUACUUUGCACUGCUUUACCUGUCGUACGUGUUUAUCAAGAUGCUUCCAAUGACGUUAGCCAUCGAAACAACCAACACUGGGGCAAAACCGGUCACCGGGCUCAACGUGCGGUCACGCACACUGCCGGAGAUGGUGGCGCCCCACCUGGAGGAGGACGACGACGACUACAUGGACGAGGACUUCGACGAGUACGACAUCGUCAACAAUAAGUCGGCCAAAGGAAUGUACGUCGGAGCCCCGUGCGAAUUUACGUGCCACGCCAAGCUGCAUCACGUGUACUGUGAUCCAUCCUCCAAUACGUGCAGCUGCGAAAAAGAUUACGUAGUGCUGAUUGGACUACUAAAAGGAUGUGCCAAGCCCAAAAAGUUAGGGGAACAAUGCUUCUACGAUCAAACCUGCAUCUACAACGAUGAGCACGCUCUAUGCGUGCAGAUCAGCCACAACGCCAUCUGCCAGUGUGCUCCCGGUUUCCACUCCGUUAGCUACGUAAAACCAACCAGACGUGUCUUCUGCACACAAGAUAUGGCUCAAAUAACUGCAGAUCUUCCGACGCUUUUCGGUGUCACCAGUGGCAUUGCCGUGCUAGCCGGGCUCAUUUGCAUGGUACUGCAUUUAUUUAGCAAAACGAAAUACCCUCGACCUCGACAUUUUGGCGAUGCUAACCUUGCGCCGCCGAUUUUGUACAACAGCGAUACAGGAAUUCCAUUGACAAUACAGUCGGCAAGGCCGUCAUCACGUUCCAGUCAACGAUCUAGCGGCUCCAUCGGUUCCUAUGGCAAUCGACGGCCGUCAAGUGCUCCCUUACACGGUUCCAAAGGUGUCUUGGUGUCAACCUCGCGUACAGGUUCACGAAGACCAAGUUUAGCUUCUGUGCACAGUACAACGUCGUCGGUUCGAAGUUACAGCAUGCGUCGAUUCGAGCAGGAGAUCCAACAGAAGGAAUUGCGGCAGGAAAUGAAGAAACACUUGGUCCGACUGCAGGAGCAACAACAGCUGCAGAAAAUCAAACCCAAUAUAAUUAUCGGCGAUGUGAUAUCGUGUCCGAUGAACAAACCCAUUCUCACCACCCCUAGCCCGAUGACGCCGAACUCGAUAGACGACCUGCUGCCGUCAGUUGAUGAAACCCAGGAGUUUUCUCCAAACCUAAGCCAGAGAUCUGCUAGUGAUAGUAUGUGUGGUGGCUACGAUGGGCCCUGCAGUUCCACUGAGCUACUAAAAUAAUGAACGGUGCAAACCACGACUAAGUGACACAAAAUCUCAAACUCACACACAACCACGACAGAUACAACCUAGAGGUUAUCAUCAUUGUUGAAUAGACAUUUUAUGGAAUUUUUAGAUAAGUUACACUAUUAAGUACGACGUUUAUAUAGUGUAAUUCAGGCGUAGUCUAGAUUAUUACAACAACAAAAACACAACAACAAAAACGAAUGCAAAGCGGAAACAACAGGAUGACAAUGGUGAAGAGCCAGUUGAACAGUAGACCAAACAAAUCAAAACUAACAAAAAAUCUGGUUAUGAAUCGAAUCGAUUUAGCUCUUGUUCCCUAAACACUGUAGUAUCAGUUGACUGAUAGGACAAAAACCCCAAUAAAAGUCUAAAGUUCCAUGUUCCAUAUAGUGCAUCUGAGUCUCAGAUUCGAAGUUAAAUGUGAGCAAAUUCAACAAAUAAAAUCUGCAGUAUUCUACAACUAAAGCCAUUAUAUAAGCAAUAUUCAACCCGACAGCGGUCAGCUCAACCAGUUGAAUAAGUUCCGUUUUGAUUUAGAGAACUAUAAAAAUCGAAAAACAUCACGAAUUGAGACAACAGAAGAAAAAAAAUCUUAUGACAGAAUCAUUCGAUACGCACGUCUGAUGAAGAAAUUCAUGUAACGAGAAAAAGUACAACGCUCGCGAGAACAUUAACCAGAACUAAAUCAAUGAAUUGAAAUGUAACUCAAACCAGACAACAGCAGUUAACUCGGCAGAAGGAACAUUCUUCUUCCACCGGUUAGUUCGUUAACGAUUAGCACAAGUAAAAUAGAAUGAAUAGCUAGAGACUUCUACGAGUUGUGUUAACCUUAUUGCCCUCAAAUCAGCAGUUGAUUGAGUUUGGUACCAGUUUCUGUGGCGAUAUAUAUUCAAACUAUUAACUAAAAUACAAACAUACAAUAAUUGCUCUGCAAACAAAUGUUUCCAAAAGUUGAAGGUAUAGCGUUUAUAACUAGCAUUUU